AUGAGUUCCGAAGAUAGUUCAUGGGAAGGUGAUAUAGAAGGACCAAGUGAUUCUGCUAAUGGCACAGGCAAAACUACCAAAGUACGUGGUAAAGGAACAUGUACUUGGAUGGAAGAUAAUAAAAAAGAAUCCCUCGAGUUCAAUUCUAUGGGUGUUAGUGUAGGUUCUAAUGAUGGAAAAUUUGGCCGGUACUUGGGUGGGUUAGCUCGAGAUUCUAAUGUACUUCCGCUCGUCACUAAACCUUGGCCUAAAGUCUCAACAACUAUUGAAUGGAAACCUGAAGAUCUUCCUCGUCUACCUCUCAUAAAGCAUAAUAUAAUGGAAAGAGUUGCUAAAUAUUGGAGAAGCUACAAGAACAGACUUAAGAAAGCUCAUUAUGAUCCCAAAAUAGGCACACCAGGACGUUGGGUGUGUGGGAAUAAAGAUGUCAACGUAGCUGAAUGGCGCGAAAUGGUGAAAUAUUGGGAUACUGAAAAGACAACACUCAAGAAGCAUGGUCAUGAGCUCGAUCCUAUUCAGUUUUUUUAUGAUAAGCAUACACGGAAUGACAAAGAAAAAACUUGGAUUGAUGAAGUUGCUGAGCGGACACAUGCUAGUAUGCAAGAGAAGUUGGCAGAAAUUGUAGCAGUUGAAGGUAAUGAGACUACAGAGAUGCGAGAAAGAGCAUAUGUUGCAGUGAUGGGACCUGAGAAACGUCAUAGAGUUCGUGGUUAUGGACUAGGUGUAAUACCUGAUAUGGUGCCUUAUCUUCAAAUUGAUGGUAGCUCAUCAUCACACAGAUCAUAUGGAAGACAUUAUGCUCACUUGCAAUCACAAUUUAUGGAAUUAGAGUCCAAGUACCAACAACAACAACAACAAGCACAGGUGCAGCAAGUUCAAACUCAGGAACAACUCUUGCAAACCCAACAAGAAUUGGCAAUGUUAAAGCAAAUGAUACAAUCCCAGCAAUCUACUCCACCUUCGCAACAAUUUUUUCAGCCUUUGCAGCAACCAUCCUUCUAG
Rosa chinensis is the source of this 1002-nucleotide messenger RNA. RefSeq lists its product as uncharacterized. The record is from RefSeq and is a predicted model, not a curated record. Lineage: Eukaryota; Viridiplantae; Streptophyta; Magnoliopsida; Rosales; Rosaceae. Bases 1 to 1002 code for a protein of 333 amino acids. The transcript is spliced from 5 exons.